AACUACGUGGCCUGAUCGAGUCGGGAAAGGAGGUCGUGCUUAGCAGUGAGAAAUUAGUAGCCUAUUAGUAGCAGCAGUGUUGUUAUUAGUUCAGUCCAGGAAGGGCUAAGCUUCAAGCCAGGUUAGUGAGCUGGUCCUGGUUGUUCACAUUAUCGUAUAAUUUCACUCGAGGUGAAGAAGGGAGAGGUUUUUGUAUCAAUAAUGGACACUAUUCUGGAUAAUCUUUCAAACACUGAGUUUAUUAGAGUUUGCGUUCGGGAUCCAAGGCUUCAUAAAGAUGACCGCUGGCACACACAUGUUGACUACGAGAUCUGUUUACAUACUAAUAGCUUGUGUUUUCGAAAAAAGACCUCCUCUGUGAGACGGCGCUACAGUGAGUUUGUUUGGUUGCGUCACUGCCUGGAACAGAACGCUUUCAUAAUAGACUUGCCUAAAUUGCCACCCUGGAACCCUUUCUUCAGUCUGAAGAACACAGAACAAGUCAUCCAGAGGAUCAAGGGUCUGCAGAAGUUUUUAGAAAUUGUUCUUCAUACACCGUUGUUGUUAUCUGACAGUCGGCUCCAUCUGUUCCUCCAGUCAGACCUUAGCAUUACAAAGAUUGCAAGGUGUGCUGUUGGUAAGACCAGGUAUACGGUAGCUGAAGCCAUUCAGCGUUCAAGAACUGGUUGUAUCACAUCAGAAGAAAAGGUUUCAUGUGACUCUGACUGUGAAAGCACUUCAUCAUCAUCAGGCUUGGGACUAAGUGUUGACACUUCUGGGCGAGGUAGCCCCAUCUUCUUUCAGUCUGACGGAGAUCCAGAACCCUUUUGUUCUUUUUCUGAGACUACCAGCCCACUUACUGAGUACUAAUGUAAAGAAGUGACACUGUACUCUUCUUCUUCUUCUUGUGGAUGUAUAGGUCAUCUUUGCAUUAAUGUGUUCAAUACUUCAUUGAACUCUUGCUAUUGUUAACUUUUUUUAAACUUCCGUUAACAUCAGUGUGACCCUUUGAAAAUGUUUUAACUUGCCUUGUGUCCUGCAAUUGGUACCAUUUAAGUAUCAUGUACUUAAAAAAAAAUCAUGUUUUUUUUAAAAAAAAAAAAAAGUGUAACAACUGACAAAUUCUUAUUUCCAAUGUGUACUUUUUUUUUUA
Molecule: messenger RNA, 1132 nt
Organism: Pelmatolapia mariae (spotted tilapia)
Lineage: Eukaryota; Metazoa; Chordata; Actinopteri; Cichliformes; Cichlidae
Gene: snx10a
Product: sorting nexin 10a
Exons: 7
Coding region: 202-849 (215 amino acids)
Biological process (GO): intracellular protein transport; cilium assembly; vesicle organization
Cellular component (GO): endosome
Molecular function (GO): phosphatidylinositol phosphate binding
Source: RefSeq, a predicted model, not a curated record